AUGUUUCCUGGUGGACGCUCACGCUACCCGUAUCAAAACUCCCUCCAGGACCCUGACAAUGGCGGCGGGUUUUACCCUGAUCGCAUGUACUCGCACACUCCUGGCGCAUUGAGAGGCGAUAGUCGCUAUAAUCAUGUCUUCGGGACCAGUUCGAGAAACUGGAGUUAUACUGACAAUGGAAGAUAUGGGAGAUUUGAGCCGUACGACAGGAGGGGACCCCGAAGGUUGAGACGAGGAUGGUGGGAAUGA
Molecule: messenger RNA, 249 nt
Organism: Alternaria burnsii
Lineage: Eukaryota; Fungi; Ascomycota; Dothideomycetes; Pleosporales; Pleosporaceae
Exons: 2
Coding region: 1-249 (82 amino acids)
Source: RefSeq, a predicted model, not a curated record